CUACCGAACCUACAAGAAGUACGGACCCUACACAACUUGCAAGAAAGACGGAGAAGGGGGAGCCUGGGGAAAUGAGGUUUACCUCAUCUCAGAUGUUGUCAGGGCAAACAAAGCAGAAAAAUGCCAGGAGGAAAAUGGGGUGUCCUACCGAGGAACAGUUUCUGUGACCAGAUCAGGAAAGACGUGCCAGCACUGGGCCAGCCAGACGCCACAGAAGCACGACAGCACACCUGACAAACAUCCGUUAUCUGGUCUGGAUGGGAACUACUGCCGGAAUCCCAUGGGAGCCCGCCAAGGUGUCUGGUGCUACACCACGGAUCCCAGCACGCCAUGGGAGGAGUGUGCCGUGCCAGUCUGCGCUGGUCCGGAGUACAUAAGCCUGGGUUGUUGGAAAGACACCGGCAAUCGAGCCAUCGCCGAACUGGAGAAAACAGACGAACGGCUGGACGGGACUUACACCGCCCGCGAGAACGCCAUCGAGAAGUGCUACCAGGUUGCCAAGUCUCGCGGGUUCUUCAUCUUUGCUGUCCAAAAUGGCGGCUGGUGCGCCGGCGCAGGGACUGGUAGUGCUCUCGUCAACUACCGGAAGUACGGGCCCUCGGCAUCAUGUAAGAAAGAUGGAGAAGGAGGUCCUUGGGCGAAUGAAGUCUAUCUGAUAACAGGUGCCACCAAAAUAGUGCCUCAAGGAUUUGUUCCCAAGCCGUACUUCAGCAUCGGCUGUUGGAAGGACACCGGAAACCGCGCCAUUCCUACUCUGGAGGGGAAAGACGCACGUUUGGACGGCAGCUAUGCCGCACGCGCCAACGCCAUCGAAAAGUGCUACCAGGUAGCCAAGUCGCUUGGCUACCGAGCCUUUGCGGUCCAAAAUGGCGGCUGGUGUGCCGGAUCGGCUACAGCCCACAAAACCUACAACAAGUACGGACCCUAUUCCACCUGCCAGCAUGACGGGGAAGGGGGAGCCUGGGGAAAUGAGGUUUAUCUCAUCUCAGAUGUUGUCAGGGCAAACAAAGCAGAAAAAUGCCAGGAGGAAAAUGGAGUGUCCUACCGAGGAACAGUUUCUGUGACCAGAUCAGGAAAGACGUGCCAGCACUGGGCCAGCCAGACGCCCCAGAAGCACGACAGCACACCUGACAAACAUCCGUUAUCUGGUCUGGAUGGGAACUACUGCCGGAAUCCCGUGGGAGCCCGCCAAGGUGUCUGGUGCUACACCACGGAUCCCAGCACGCCAUGGGAGGAGUGUGCCGUGCCAGUCUGCGCUGGUCCGGAGUACAUAAGCCUGGGUUGUUGGAAAGACACCGGCAAUCGAGCCAUCGCCGAACUGGAGAAAACAGACGAACGGCUGGACGGGACUUACACCGCCCGCGAGAACGCCAUCGAGAAGUGCUACCAGGUUGCCAAGUCUCGCGGGUUCUUCAUCUUUGCUGUCCAAAAUGGCGGCUGGUGCGCCGGCGCAGGGACUGGAAGUGCUCUCGUCAACUACCGGAAGUACGGGCCCUCGGCAUCAUGUAAGAAAGAUGGAGAAGGAGGUCCCUGGGCGAAUGAAGUCUAUCUGAUAACAGGUGCCACCAAAAUAGUGCCUCAAGGAUUUGUUCCCAAGCCGUACUUCAGCAUUGGCUGUUGGAAGGACACCGGAAACCGCGCCAUUCCUACUCUGGAGGGGAAAGACGCACGUUUGGACGGCAGCUAUACUGCACGCGCCAACGCCAUCGAAAAGUGCUACCAGGUGGCCAAGUCGCUUGGCUACCGAGCCUUUGCGGUCCAAAAUGGCGGCUGGUGUGCCGGAUCGGCUACAGCCCACAAAACCUACAACAAGUACGGACCCUACUCCACCUGCCAGCACGACGGGGAAGGGGGAGCCUGGGGAAAUGAGGUUUAUCUCAUCUCAGGUAUGUUCAUCCCCAACAAAGGAGGUGGAGAGGUUGCAAAGAUCCAAGGUCCGAAGUACCUCAGGCUGGGUUGUUGGAAAGACAGCAGCAAUCGAGGCAUCACCACACUGGAGAAAACAGACGAACGGCUGGACGGGACUUACAGCGCCCGUGCUGACGCCAUCGAGAAGUGCUACCAGGUGGCCAAGUCUCGCGGGUUCUCCGUUUUCGCUGUCCAAAAUGGCGGUGAAUGUUUCGGCUCAGCUACUGCUCUCGGCACCUACAAGAAGUACGGACCUUCGUCAUCAUGUCAGAAAGAUGGAGAAGGAGGAGGCUGGGCGAACGAAGUCUAUCUGAUAAAAACAGGAGCUCCCAUUGCUUUGCCCAAGGGAUACGUUCCCAAGCCGUACAUCAGUAUUGGCUGUUGGAGAGACUCGGGAAGUCGCGCCAUUCCUACUCUGGAGGGGAAAGACAAACUUUUAGACGGCAGCUACACCACACGUGCCGGCGCCAUCGACAAGUGCUACCAGGUGGCCAAGUCACGUGGCUAUCGUAUCUUUGCGGUCCAAAAUGGCGGCUGGUGUGCCGGAUCUGCCGACGCCUACAGAACCUACAAGAAGUACGGACCCUACACAACUUGCGGGAAGGACGGAGAAGGGGGAGCCUGGGGAAAUGAGGUUUACCUCAUCUCAGGUAGAUAG
Branchiostoma floridae (Florida lancelet) is the source of this 2566-nucleotide messenger RNA. RefSeq lists its product as uncharacterized. The record is from RefSeq and is a predicted model, not a curated record. The transcript is spliced from 18 exons. Bases 281 to 2566 code for a protein of 761 amino acids. Lineage: Eukaryota; Metazoa; Chordata; Leptocardii; Amphioxiformes; Branchiostomatidae.